AUGCCGCCAGGCUCGGAUCUCGAAAAAAUCGGUAAACAAUUUUAAAAUGAUUGCGGCAAAAUUUAAAUACCUGAAAUUAGUUCCAGGCGCACAGAAUCUGCGGAGUGUGACCAGCGAGCAAAGCAGACCUAGCGGAAGUGGAAGCAAAAAGAAAAGACGUGUGUUUUAUUGAAUUGAAAUUUGACAAAAAAAGAAACCCAUUUCUCACAGAAACAUUUCAGACUCUUCGGUACGUAACAGCACUCCGCCAGAACCGUUAACUGCGAGCCAGAAACGAAAAUCGGAUGGUCCAAGACCGAACAAUUCAAGUAAUUCGCUAAGAAACUCGGUAAAUGUUAUGCUAAUCGUUGAAAAAGCUUCAGAACGUCACACAAAUGGAAUCAGUCGGAACGGAAUCGAUCACGCAGUGAAUCAGGAGCUUGCCGCUCGUAUUGAACGCGUCAGAACCAAUGAUUCAGAGCCGUAAGUUUGAAGGAAAGCGAUUUUUGUACAUUACAACUAAAAUUUGUUUUCAGCGGCCCUUCAACAUCUGAAAAACCCAAUGAAAGAAAGAGCAAGAAGGACAAAAGAGACUGGCAUCCCGGUAGGUUUAAACUUGAAACUUGAUUGAGAAGAAUUUUCCCAGAAGAUAAACAACUAUUUCUGCCACAUCUUCAAAUAGUAGCUUCUUUUUUCAGAAGCCGAAGUGUAUUCCAAGAAGCUCUACCGUCAGGUGGCUUCUGGCUUUGAUUUGGACGCGGAUAGUGACACGGACGUGCCUGGCACAUCCCGACAGGCUAUAAUUUCUGACAAGUAUGUUAUCUUCUCAUUUUUCUCUGAAAAAUUAUACAAAUUUUCAGUUGGAAGCCCGAAUACAGCGCCGGAAACCAGGAGCUCGCUCAUCCGAAUGCGAUCCCUCGGAUGGAGGUCGUUAACGACGAUUUCUUGUUGGCCGAGAAGCCGAGAUUCGUGAUCCCCGAUAAGAGAAUCGUGUGCAAUCCGAAUGUUCCGUACUUGACCACUGGAAAACUGUUCGACCGAAAUCCGCCGAUCAUUCAGGAGCCUGGCAUUUACGAAAUCACCGCCCAAGAUGCGAUUUUUAUCAGAGAACUCAACAAGGCAAGUCGGCGUCGUUUCGGGGGUUGCGCGUAAAGUAUGGUGCCUGUCUGUGCAAACUGUGAAGAGCAAUUUCUUUUCCACUUGGCGGCGAAUUGGACAAAUUUGAAGGAAAAACGCUUGGAAGCACCGAGAAAGCGCGAAAAAGUAAAGAAAAACAGAAGGAAUAAUAAAAAUAAUUUCAGGACCGGAAACUGGCAAACGGCGAGCCAUACCUCACCGAUUACUUGUUCAUCAAAGUCGUACAGAUCAUCGAAAAAGUGGUGUUCCGAGCGAUUCACAUCCGCCUUCUGGACUCUCUCAACGUCGUCUACAUCCGCGAUGACAUCAACGAGGAGGCCGAGUGUGACGUGUGCAGAAUAGCCGAAUGCGACCCGACAGACGACAUGGUCUUCUGCGACAUGUGCAAUACUUGUGUCCACACCGCGUGUGCUGGUAUCGCAAAACUUCCGGCCUCGGAGGUUCCUUGGAAAUGCCGAAAGUGCACGAUCGUCCGUUCCGCCUGUCCUGCUUGCGUUCUGUGUCCGACGCUCGGAGGGUCUAUGACGCAUACUGUCGAUAAAAAGAAGUGGACGCAUCACGUGUGUGCCCUGUACAUGCCAGAAAUAUUGUUCGGAGACGAGGAUCUGCGCGUUCCGGUCACUAAUUUCGAAAAAAUUCCGUUGGAUCGCAAAAAGGCAAAGUGCGGAGUUUGCGACACGAGAACAGGCGUCUGCGUCGUCUGCUGCCAUCCGGAUUGCGAUGAGAUGAUCCACGUGGGAUGUGCGAACAGAGCCGGGCUCACGGUCAAGAUACAGGAGGUGGCUUGCAGGAUACCUGGAAAAUUUGAAUAAUUAUGUAAGGUUCAGAUCGAAGGCGAUCCGGAGAUGAACGUCGAGCGCAUAUGCUACUGUGUCGAGCACUCGAACAAGGACGAAUUCAGAAUCGAGCCGCAAUGGCGUGAUUACAAGAAUCCAUGGCUUGCCAAGUACCAGAGCGAGUUCCACAUUUCGAGCUGUUACGAGGAGAUUGCCAAAAUGUAAGCGAUUUUUUAGACAAAUCUUAAUCUCACCCGAACUCUUUCAGAACGUCAGUCGAGGAAGUGAUCAUAUCGGACAUAUUCGAGUACUGGAAGCAGAAGAGAGUUGCCAACAACUGUGCGCCGCUCAUUCCGCUCCUGGAUCAGUGCGUCGAUCUCGAGGCGAACAUUUUUGCUGCGGCGAAGAAGGCGGUGGAAGCGAAAAUAUUGAGUUUCAAGAAUGGCGAGUCCAACAAGGGCAAGAACCAUUUUUUUUCGUAUGGGACCCUAAUGGUAACGGAAAUGCGUCAGCAUCACCUGAAGAGGGUCCGCUUUGCGAUCGAAAAAGAUCUUGAGAUGCUGACAAUGGUGGAGAAGCGAGAGCAGUACAAGUGGAGACAGGCGCAGACCGAUUAUCAGUUGGCGAGCAUUGCGACGAGAUACGCCAGGUACGGGAAAGUCGGAGAGCUGAUACAACACAUGAAUGUGACGACCGAAGAGCUGGACGCACCGGAGGAUCCGAAUUUUGUGCGGCGAAUGGACGCGGAAGUUCGGGCGGUUCGUGUCAAGAAUGUAAGAAGACCUGCCGCACUUCCUAACGUGACCGUCAAGAAAAUGAGUGCCUCAUCGCGUCCGGAGGAGCUGAAAUCGCCGUUGCGCCCCCGGAACCAUCAGGGCUCGCAUCCGCGCAAAAUCCGUGCUCAGUCUUGCUACCCGACGACUUCACUGGCCACUCCUAUUUCUUCCCAUCCACUUCCAUCCACCUCUUCCACGGAUCUCCCCGCAAAACGACGUCAAGGGCCCGGAAGGAAUCGCAUUUAUCCGAUUGGGUAGAUUUUCGUCUUCAGGCUCUUCAUUUCCUGCCUUCUGCAGCCCGCUGUUUUGGCGACUCAUCUAA
Molecule: messenger RNA, 2990 nt
Organism: Caenorhabditis sp. 36 PRJEB53466
Lineage: Eukaryota; Metazoa; Nematoda; Chromadorea; Rhabditida; Rhabditidae
Source: the annotation of a GenBank genome assembly